Molecule: messenger RNA, 8069 nt
Organism: Dromaius novaehollandiae (emu)
Lineage: Eukaryota; Metazoa; Chordata; Aves; Casuariiformes; Dromaiidae
Gene: AGL
Product: amylo-alpha-1, 6-glucosidase, 4-alpha-glucanotransferase
Exons: 33
Coding region: 448-5040 (1530 amino acids)
Biological process (GO): glycogen biosynthetic process; glycogen catabolic process
Molecular function (GO): 4-alpha-glucanotransferase activity; amylo-alpha-1,6-glucosidase activity
Source: RefSeq, a predicted model, not a curated record
UCGCGGGAGCUCCGGCGGCGCCGCCUGUCUCUGUGCGCGGCCGCGGCGGAACCAAUAAAGUUUGUUUCGAGAAAGCAGAAGGGAGGGGGAGGCUGCGCGCCGUCCGUUACCGGGGCUGCGGCCGCCCUCGCUGGGGAGCCGCGCUCAGCCGCUUGUGAGCACGGCCGGCCCCCUGCCCGGAGAGGCGGGGCGGCGACCGAGGGGCCCGGCGGCGGGGCGGCCGGGAGGAGUGGCGGGCCUCGCGGCUCGGGCGGGGGCAGCGGCGCGGGCGGCUCCCUGACGCGCCCUCCCCCGCGCUCGGGCCGCGCGCCGGCGUGAGGCGUUUCCAGACGGGCGCUGCCUGUGGGGGCGUCGCUGACGCGGGCCCUGCUCGUGCUGCCUCCCGGCAGCGCUGCCCGCCCGCCGCCGCCGGGAGCCCCUGGCGCGGGGCCGCGCCGCGCAGCUGCCAUGCCGAGCGCGGGGCAGACGCGGCUGCUGCACCUCGGCGAGAUGGAGAAGCUGGACAAGACCCUCUUCAGGCUGGAGCAAGGUUUUGAACUACAGUUCCGGCUGGGCCCAACUCUUCAAGGCAAGGACGUUACCGUGUAUACUAACUAUCCAGCUUCUGGAGAAGUGUUUGAUCGCCACAAGUUCAGGACAUUAUCGUGGCACAAUCCUACAGGAAAAGAAGAUGACUCUGACAAAUAUUGCAAACUGGAUCUCCAAAUUUCUGGGUCAUACCAGUAUUAUUUCAGUCUUGGAAAUGAGAAAAGUGGUGGAGGUUACAUAGUUGUGGAUCCUAUUUUGCGUGUUGGAGCUGAUAAUCAUGUGUUGCCUUUGGAUUGCGUUACACUCCAGACAUUCCUUGCUAAGUGUCUGGGACCAUUUCAUGAAUGGGAAGAUAGGCUUAAAGUUGCAAAAGAAACAGGUUACAAUAUGAUUCAUUUUACCCCACUUCAGAAACUUGGACUGUCUAGAUCAUGCUAUUCACUGGCUGAUCAGUUAGAAGUAAAUCCUGACUUUUCAAGCCAUAAUAAAAAGUGCACUUGGAGCGAUAUAGGAGCUCUUGUGGAAAAAAUGAAAAAUGAAUGGAAUAUGCUUUGCAUCACAGAUGUAGUCUACAAUCAUACUGCUGCUAACAGUGAAUGGCUCAGGAUGCAUCCAGAAUGUGGCUAUAAUCUCGUAAAUUCUCCUCACCUGAAGCCAGCUUGGGUCUUAGAUAGAGCUCUCUGGCACUUGACCUGUAUGGUGGCUGAAGGAAAGUGUAUUGAUAAAGGAGUCCCUCCUUUGCUUGAAAAUGAUCAUCACCUGAAUUGUAUCCGUAAAAUAAUCUGGGAAGAUAUAUAUCCAAAAAUUAAACUAUGGGAAUUUUUCCAAGUGGAUGUUAACAAAGCUGUGCAGCAAUUUAAAACCCUUCUAAUUCAAGGCAAAAUGAGCACUAAAUCUGAUCGAAAUCAACAUCUUCAAAUAGUUCAGGAUCCUAAUUAUAAACGACUUGGCUGUACUGUAGAUAUGGAUAUAGCAUUGGCAACUUUCAUACCGCACAGCAAUGGACCAGCUGCAAUAGAAGAGUGUUGUAACUGGUUUCGCAAGAGAAUUGAAGAACUGAAUGCUGAACAAUACAGACAAACUAAUCACCAUCAAGAGCAGGCUGUCAACUGCCUUGUGGGUUCUGUGGUUUAUGAACGACUGGCUGGUCAUGGUCCUAAACUGGGUCCUAUUACUAGAAAAUAUCCGUUAGUUACCAGAUAUUUUACUUAUCCAUUCAAAGAGCUGACUGUGGAGGAAGAAGAAACUAUGAUGCAUCAGCCAGAUAAGGCUUGUUAUUUCAUGGCCCAUAACGGCUGGGUAAUGGGAGAUGAUCCUCUUAAAAACUUUGCUGAACCAGGCUCAAAUGUUUAUUUGAGGAGAGAGCUUAUUUGUUGGGGAGACAGUGUGAAGCUGCGUUAUGGUGAAAAACCAGAAGAUUGUCCUUACCUCUGGGCACAUAUGAAAAAAUACACUGAAAUGACUGCCAAAUGUUUCCAUGGUGUUCGUCUUGACAACUGUCACUCAACACCUAUUCAUGUAGCUGAGGAGAUGCUAGCAACAGCCAGAUCAGUCAGACCAAAUCUUUAUGUGAUAGCUGAACUCUUCACGGGCAGUGAGUACAUUGACAAUAUCUUUGUCAACCGCCUGGGAAUUACCAGCUUGAUUAGAGAGGCAAUGACUGCUUAUAAUAGCCAUGAAGAGGGAAGAUUAGUUUAUCGUUUUGGAGGUGAACCUGUUGGCUCUUUUGUUCAGCCACGUUUGAGACCUUUGAUGCCAGCUAUUGCUCAUGCACUGUUUAUGGAUAUUACACAUGAUAAUGAAUGUCCAAUUCAGCACCGAUCUGCAUACGAUGCUCUUCCUAGUGCAAUGAUUGUUUCCAUGGCAUGCUGUGCUACAGGAAGCACCAAAGGCUAUGAUGAGCUAGUACCACACCAGAUUUCUGUAGUAUCUGAAGAGAGGUUUUAUUCAAAAUGGAAUCCAGCAGCACACCUGACUUCUGGUGAAGCUAAUUUCCAAACAGGAAUUUUGGCAGGAAAGCUGGCUAUAAACAGGCUGCAUCAGGAGCUGGGGGCUAAAGGCUUUAAUCAGGUGUAUGUGGAUCAAGUUGAUGAAGAUAUAGUGGCAGUGACAAGACACUGUCCUAACACACACCAGUCUGUUGUGGCUGUAAGUCGAACUGCUUUCAGAGAUCCUAAAACUUCCUUCUACAGUAGAGAAGUACCUGAAAUGUGUAUCCCAGGAAAAAUCGAGGAAGUAGUACUUGAGGCUAGAACUAUUGAGAGAAAUGCUAGUCCUUACAAAAAAGAUGAGCAUUUUAUAAAUGGAUUGCCUAAUUUCACAGUAGAACUCAGAGAACAUAUUCAGAUUAAAGACAGUAAAAUUAUAAAGCAAGCUGGAACUGCCAUAAAAGGGCCAAAUGAAUUUGUUCAAGAAAUAGAAUUUGAAAAUUUAACACCAGGAAGUGUAAUAGUGUUCAGAGUUAGUCUCGACCCAAAGGCACAAGAGGCUGUUGGUAUACUCCGCAAUCAUCUGAUCCAGUUCAGCCCUCAUUUUAAAUCUGGUAGUCUUCCUGAUGAUCGUUCGGCACCAAUAUUAACAACUCUAUUUUCUUCUAUUGCAUCUAAACUAACUUUGGCUGACCUAAAUCAAGUACUAUAUAGGUGUGAGGCAGAAGAACAAGAAGAUGGUGGAGGUUGCUAUAAUAUACCAAACUGGUCACCACUGAAGUAUGCUGGUCUCCAAGGGUUAAUGUCAGUGAUGGCAGACAUUAGACCAAAGAAUGAUUUGGGUCAUCCAUUUUGUGAUAAUUUAAGAUCUGGAGAUUGGAUGAUUGACUAUGUCAGUAAUCGUCUGAUUUCACGUGCAGGAGCCUGUGCGGAAGUGGGUAAGUGGUUGAAGGCCAUGUUUGUCUACUUAAAGAGAAUUCCACGUUACCUCAUCCCAUGUUACUUUGAUGCCAUAUUAGUGGGUGCAUACACAACGCUUCUGGAUGUGGCAUGGCAUCAGAUGUCUAGCUUUGUGCAGAAUGGAUCAACAUUUGUUAAACACCUCUCACUGGGUUCAGUCCAGAUGUGUGGGAUAGGAAAGUAUUCUUGCCUGCCAGACCUGUCGCCUUCCUUACAUGAUGUUCCCUGUAGGCUGAAUGAGAUUACAAAUGAGAAAGAACAGUGUUGUGCUUCCUUGGCAGCUGGUUUACCUCACUUUUCUUCUGGAAUUUUUCGCUCUUGGGGAAGGGAUACCUUUAUAGCACUGAGAGGUCUAAUGUUAAUUACUGGACGUUAUCUAGAAGCAAGAAACAUAAUUUUAGCAUUUGGUGGGACUUUAAGACAUGGUCUUAUUCCCAAUCUGCUCGGCCAGGGAACGCAUGCCAGAUUCAACUGUCGUGAUGCUGUAUGGUGGUGGCUUCAGUGUAUCCAGGAUUAUUGUAAAAUUGUUCCAAAUGGAUUAGACAUUCUCAGGUGUCCUGUUUCCAGGAUGUAUCCAAGAGAUGACUCUUCUCCUCAGCCUGCAGGCACUAUGGAUCAACCACUUUAUGAAGUAAUACAGGAAGCAAUGCAACGACACAUGGAAGGCAUAAAUUUCCGAGAAAGGAAUGCUGGUCCACAGAUAGAUCAAAACAUGAGAGAUGAAGGUUUUAAUGUAACGGCAGGUGUUGACCACGAAACUGGCUUUGUCUUUGGAGGGAGCCGCUUCAAUUGUGGCACCUGGAUGGAUAAAAUGGGAGAGAGUGACAGAGCUCGUAACAAAGGAAUACCUGCUACUCCAAGAGAUGGCUCUGCUGUGGAAAUUGUUGGUCUGUGCAAGUCAACUGUUCGCUGGUUGCAGGAUUUAGUUAAGAAAAAUGUGUUUCCGUACCAUGGAGUCACGAUAAAAAGACACGGGAAGGAGGAGACUAUCACAUAUGAUCAGUGGAACAGAAAAAUUCAAGGACACUUUGAAAGGUUGUUCUUUGUCUCUGAGAACCCAGCAGAUCCUAAUGAAAAACAUCCAAAUCUUGUUCACAAACGUGGAAUUUACAAAGACAGCUAUGGAGCUUCAAGUCCAUGGUGUGAUUACCAACUCAGGCCAAAUUUUACAAUAGCAAUGGUUGUGGCUCCUGAGCUGUUCACACCUCAGAAAGCUUGGAAAGCUCUGCAGAUAGCAGAGGAAAAACUACUUGGUCCAUUAGGCAUGAAAACUUUAGACCCAGAUGAUAUGGUUUACUGUGGAAUAUAUGAUAAUGCUCUUGACAAUGAUAACUACAAUGUAGCCAAAGGUUUUAAUUAUCACCAAGGACCUGAAUGGCUGUGGCCUAUUGGAUAUUUUCUUCGUGCCAAACUGUACUUCUCAAAGUUGAUUGGUCCAGAAAUUUAUGCAAAAACUGUACUUUUGAUUAAAAACGUUCUUUCUCGCCACUAUGUUCAUCUUGAAAGAUCAUCCUGGAAGGGGCUUCCAGAACUGACCAAUGAAAAUGGCCAGUACUGUCCUUUUAGCUGUGAAAGUCAGGCCUGGUCAAUUGCUGUUAUCCUUGAAGUUCUUCAUGACUUGUAAAAUUUGCUUUUGAUUUGCUUUGGUGAUACUUGCACAGUCUUCUCAUUAUGGGGCAUAAAUGAACACUUGGAUCACACUGCGAUGGAAGUGUUCUGUUCUGCACAAUCACUUAAGCUGUGUCCUAAGUUUUAAAGGUGCUGAAUGACAGCAGCUCCUAUGCACUAUACUUGUGCAUUUUUUUUGAUUUUGUUUUUUUGAGAAUCUAGCCAUAACAAUAAAAUAAGCUGCAGUGCACACUUCAUGCAGGAACUUUUAGAUAAGGGUAAUUUUAGGAAUAUUCACAAGCUUAUUUUAAGUAGCUUUGAUUUUUAGAGUUUCCAAAUUAAAAUCUUACAUGUAACAGUGGGUUGGUUUUUUCAUAGACUAAAAAUAUGAAAAACAGCUCUUUCAAGCUAACACUGGUGAUGGUCUUUUUCCUUUGUCUCUUCAAAAGUAAAGUGAUAUUUUGCGCACACUUGCUUAAAGGUGAGUAGACUAACCUAUAGCUCUGUGAUUUUAGUAUUCUUUGUGCUACAGCACCAUAGACUAAUGAAGGCAGAAUAUGUUUCUUGUUGAACUGUAUUGGGAGGGGGUUUUUGUAUGUGUUCAGUUGAAUGUUGCAUUUAGGUAACAACAAAAAUAAAGUUUAAGAAUACAGUAAUAAAGUAACCUUACACAGUCAUAUAUAAAAUUUUCAAGAAUUUUAAAAUACUUUGGGAGUUAUAACUCUUGAGCAAUGAUAAGGUAAUACCCCAUGCUCAUCAAUUUAUAAAUUUAUUUAAAUGUGGACCAUGCGGUCAAUUUAUUUCUUCAUUUAAAUCUGUCUUUUACCAUGAGGAAAUCAGAAGAAAUAUGCACAUGUGCAUAUGGAGGUCAUUGGGGGAGGUCAAAGGUCCAGAAGCCAGUGUUUUUGGCUUAACUUCAGUUAAUUUAUCAAAGACACAUGGCCACCUCAGCCCUUUAUCCAUAGUAAAACUCUGGCUCUGUUGAAGCAGGUGGAAAUAACUUUCUCGACUUCAGUAGGAAAAGGAAUUCACUUACCUCCACAGAGAAGAUGAGGUUUCUAGGCCUUCUGAACUUAGAUACUAAAUCUGUGUGUAGUUCUUUGGGAAUGGCACUCAGGUAAAAUAUGUAUGUUCUUUAAUAUUUAGAUACAUAUAUGCCCUUAUCUGACCUCAAUUCAGUGUUCCCGAACUGAAGGGUAGUUGAUGGAAGUGCAUUUUUAAUUCCUAACUCUAUUCAUAUGAAUCUUCCAUCUUAGAGCAACAAAUAGGAAGUGAGGCUGAAAAAUAACAUUUUCAGCAUCACAAUGGAGGGGGGAGAGGGAGAGCAGAAGUGACAGUGCAUUUCUUAAUGCUUAACAAUAUAUGCUGAAAAUAAAAAACCUGGCCUACCUGUUAUUAGUUUAUUAUAAUUAAAGCCUGGGUAUAUUUUAUUACAUCUAUAUUUUAAAAAUAUUCUUUACCCUGUUUAAAGUGCAGUGCAAGUGUGCUGUCUUAUUCAGGGAAAUGUGUUUUGGAUAUAUUUAAAAGCAAGUUAAUAGACUGAAGAUAGAAGAACUGUAAGAAGCAGCCACACACAAUUUAGAUGAAAGGUUAAUAAUAAACUUAAGUGUUUGAACUCUGUUGCUAAAGUGUUCAACACUUAAAAGUUACAGUUAAGGACAGUGCAUAUUUCACCUGAAGUUUUGAGGUGCUAUAGUAGAUGGCUUGGGAAACUUGCUUUCUUACUUGACAAGAAUGCAUGAGAUAUGUCAUUUGAUCAAAAACUUUACCGAAAUGUCAACAACAGAUUAUUAAAAAAAAAAAUAUAUAUAUAUAUAUAUGUUUUUUGUGCAUUAAAAAUAAAUGAACUGAACUUUCCCAAAUUCUUGAUAAUGAUAUUAAGGUUUAUGUCCCACUAUAUCACUAGUUACUGACUCUUUUCCUAGACAGUUAUUUCUAGUUUACUAUUUCAAGGUACAUUUUAUUGUUAAUGUGCUUUAGAAAUUGGGAAGAAUAUGGUAGAAGAAAUUGUUCUUACUUGUUUGAUGAAAAUAUUUUAAAUUUAAAGUGGAGCCAAAGAACUAUGACUAUUGAAAAAGAUUUCCACAAGAUGUCAACUUAUAUACACCAGCAAGAACACUCUUUCAUUGUUGAAAAAUAUCUGGGACAAAUUAUUCAUUAACAUCUCCCCACUUUAUCAUGGAUAACUUUUGAAAGCUUUGGAAACUGCAUAGUUGUUGCAGAGCGCAUAUUUGCCAUGGAUAGUAUGUUUUUCUAACCUAAUAACAUUUUAAAAGAGAAAUCACAUGUGUUUACACAAAUGCAUGUCAUGAAAUUUUUAAGCGUAUGCAUAUUUAUAAUGUUGCUUCUACACUGAUCAGCUGCACAGUUUUAGUGACAGAUAAAUGCUUAGUUGACUAGCAACAAAAAUAAGAUUUGAGGUUACAGCUGUUUGGAGUUUUUUUUUUCCUUGAUCACAAACCUAUUCAAUACUUUUAGUCAAGCUGUACAAUUUAAAAAUGAAGAGGGAGGAAAGCAGUGUUAGAUUUAACAUUUUACGAGAAGAUUUUCAUAUAGAUAAACUCUGUACCUGUCAUAAUCCCCUAAAAAUAGUUGACUACCUUGUGAAAUUUUGAUCCUGAACUGUAUUUUCAUUCAUUACUGUCAUUUAUAUUACACACUUGAAAAAUUACAGUAACAAAGUUAUAAUCAGUAAAAUAUUUUUGUAAGUAAACUAAAGAACUAAAUAAGAACUGUGGAUCCACUGUGUACCACUUGGUAUUUCUUGACCUGUAUGCACUCAAGACCUUUUUUUCCUCUCAGUUGAAACAGAUUUUAAUUGUUACCACUGUUUUUAUUCAGUAAAUAACUUAUUUAUUUAGAGAUCAUUAACUUGAGCAUACAAAUAAAAUGUAUCAUUCUAGCACUGCAUGUUGUAAUUUAAAAUACUGUUCCAUACUUGAAUUUUACACACCUCUGUCUAGCACAGUAACUACUGAUUUUAGAAACAGGUCACUUCCAUUUAUUUGUGAGCUGCACAAAAUAAAAUUCUUUUGUUCAAUCAGA